Molecule: messenger RNA, 4076 nt
Organism: Oncorhynchus mykiss (rainbow trout)
Lineage: Eukaryota; Metazoa; Chordata; Actinopteri; Salmoniformes; Salmonidae
Product: histone lysine demethylase PHF8-like
Source: RefSeq, a predicted model, not a curated record
UGUUCCUUCAACUACAGACAGUUUAUGCGAGUGCUUUGAAAUGGCGUUGCUCCAUCACAAAUGUCUGUAUUUCUGAGUUGUUUAUAGUAACAGUGCUCAUGUAGUCGUCUUUUAAUCUUUUCAAACACUGCAAUAUACAUUUUGUGACUUAACCGACACACCCGGGUAUCAUUUGUGGGGGAAAAAUACAAUGCAGUAAGGGCUGUUUUUGAAUACUUUGCGCUGCAUAAUAAGGCCUCAACGAUCCUCAGCCUUUCGUAAGGAUUUCAACCGAUUUCGAAUGCUUGGCCGGUGGCCCCUCUGCAGCAAUCGGACAGUUUAAAUCCCGGUGCCUAAUCAUGGCGAAUACAAUGCACCAUGUGUGACAGAAAGCAGUGGGCUAGGCACCUAUUCCAAGUGAAGUGACACACCACAGUUAACCUGUUACUGGCACUGCCCUGUGCUGCUUCAGUACAAACGCCAUUUGAACUAUAUAUAUUUUUUCAGAGCUCAAUGCAACCGUAAACUAAUUCUCAUUGCAAACUAGUGUCGUUCUGCCAUAUAAUCACAGAGUAGAUUUAAGCCUAACUGUCAGUCAGUUUACACUCCCAGUAUGGCGUCUGUUCCAGUGUACUGCCUGUGUCGCCUGCCAUACGAUGUCACACGCUUUAUGAUCGAGUGUGACAUAUGUCAAGACUGGUUCCAUGGAAGUUGUGUUGGAGUGGAGGAAGACAAAGCAGCAGAGAUUGACCUGUACCACUGUCCCAACUGUCAGGUCACCCAUGGGCCCUCUGUCAUGAGGAAGCGGCGUGGAGGUACCAAGCAGGCUGAUGCUGGCGGAAGAGACACUUCUGGUCGGCCGGUAAAGACAGGCAGCCCGCAGUUUGUCAGGGAGCUACGAAGCCGCACCUUCCCAAGUGCUGAUGAGGUAUUGUUAAAGCCGUCGGGGGCCCAGCUGACAGUGGAGUUCCUGGAGGAGCGCUCAUUCAGUGUUCCUGUCAUGGUCCUCAGGAGGGACGGCCUGGGCAUGAACCUGCCCCCGGGGAACUUCGGCGUCAACGACGUAGAGCACUACAUCGGUCCGGACAGGGAGAUUGAUGUGAUUGACGUGUCUCGCCAAGCUGACCUGAAGAUGCGCCUAGGGGACUUUGUGGAGUACUACAACAGCCCCAACAGAGACCGAGUUCUCAACGUCAUCAGCCUAGAGUUCUCUGAGACCAGGCUGUCAAAUUUGGUGGAGACUCCGAAGAUAGUGAGGAAGCUGUCGUGGGUGGAGAACCUGUGGCCUGAGGAGUCCGUGUUUGAGCGGCCCAACGUCCAGAAAUACUGCCUCAUGGGGGUCAAGGACAGCUACACAGACUUCCACAUCGACUUCGGAGGCACCUCUGUCUGGUACCAUGUACUACGGGGUGAGAAGAUCUUCUACCUGAUCUCCCCCACGCCAGCAAACCUUGCUUUGUUUGAGCGCUGGAGCUCCUCGUCCAAUCAGAACGAGAUGUUCUUCGGGGACCAGGUGGACAUGUGCUACAAGUGCUCUGUCAAACAGGGGAACACGCUCUUCAUCCCAACAGGAUGGAUCCAUGCUGUACUGACUCCUGUGGACUGUGUGGCUUUCGGAGGGAAUUUCCUACACAGUCUCAACAUUGAUAUGCAGCUCCGAGCGUAUGAAAUAGAGAAGAGGUUGAGUACAGCCGACCUGUUCAGUUUCCCAAACUUUGAGACUGUGUGCUGGUAUGUUGGCAAGCACCUGCUUGACACAUUCAGAGGUCUGAGAGAGAACCGCAGACACCCUGCUACCUACCUGGUCCACGGAGCCAAGGCCCUCAACAACGCUUUCCGCACCUGGACACGCAAAGAGUCGCUGACUGACCACGAGGUGGAGAUUCCAGAGACCAUUAAGACCCAGCAACUGGUCAAGGACCUGGCCAAGGAGAUACGACUGGUGGAGGACAUCUUCCAGCAAGGCCGCCCUACGGCUCCUUUCACCUCUACACAGGGCUUCCCCUCGCCCCUCCCCAAAGCCUCCCCUCUAGCCAUCUCCCAGAGCCCUGGCCGCCCCCCGGGGAAGAAGAGAGGCCCCAAACCCAAGGAUGUGUCCCCCAGUCCCAAAAAGAAGGGCCAAAAGGGCUUAAUGAAAGAGGCAGGAGAGCUGGAUCUCCUGGAGAUCCACACCAAACACACACUGAAGAAAUGCCAAUCUGGUAACAAGAAAAACAAGAACAAGUUUGAGCUACCCUUGGAGGAGUUCCAGGGGAAAAUGAGCAAGAGCAAACUGAAGCUGGUGCUGACCAACGGCAAAAUACAGGGCAAGAAGGGUGGUCGUUCGGGCGGCAGUAACAGUGCCGGCCGUGCCCCUCACUUCCAGCACCAUGCUAUGGGAGGGUCUGCACUGUCAGACUUUGAGUCAGAGGACGAGCUACAGAUUGACGAGACACCUCCUCCACGACGCAAGGCUGGGGGAUCCAGCAAGAAGAAACUUAGUGGUCUUCCUAGGAAGCUGCCGAGGGCCAAGCCAUGCUCUGACCCCCAUCGCAUCAGAGAACCAGGAGAGGUGGACUUUGACAUUGAGGAGGACUACACCACAGAUGAGGAGGAGUCGAUGACUGUCCAUGGCGUGAAGGGUGGAGCAGGAGGAAUCCUGGACCUGCUGAAAGCCAGCAAACAGGUGGCAGGGCUGGACUCUGCACUCAGUGAGGAAGCCCCAGCCUCUCCCAGCACACGAGAUGCCAUCCAGGGCAUGCUCUCCAUGGCCAACCCUCCAUCCUCUUCCUCCUCCUCCUCUUCCUCCUCUUCCUCCCCUCGGUCUGUCUCCGGAGGGCUUUCUGAGGGCCUGGGCAUGGUCAAAGAGAAAGGGGGGCGGGCCGUGUGGGUGACAGGAGCCAAUAAGAGCAGAGGGGGAGGAGCCUCCAAAGAGAAGACAACUUUCCAACGCCCUGGGAAGCGGCCGGUCAAGCGGCCGGCCCGUCACCUUAGCGACGAGGACAGCCCAGACGAGCAGGAAACUCUGGGCACCUGUUUUAAAGACGCAGAGUAUGUCUAUCCCUCCUUAGAGUCUGAUGAGGAGGACCACGCCAACAAGGCCAAGAUGAAGAGGAAGAAAAACUGGGACGACACUCCUUGGAGCCCCAAAGCCCGGGUAACCCCCACCCUGCCAAAACAGGAGCGCCCAGUGAGGGAGGGGGCCAGAGUGGCGUCUGUAGAGACUGGCCUUGCUGCAGCUGCUGCCAAACUGGCACAACAGGAGAUCCAGAAACCCACCAAGAGGAAGUACACCAAAAAGCCCCGCCCCGUUGCCCCACCACAGCCACCUCCUCGGGCCGAGCCGCCCCUCCCUCCCCCCCCUCUAGCCCCGGAGCCUCCCACCCCUGACUUAAGCCCUGAGCAGAGGGUGGAGUGCUACUCUGCCAGCCUACUGGACCAUGAGUACACGGCAGGCCCUGGGGGCCCCAGAGGGAGUGCGGCUAUGGCUCCUGGGGUGUUCCUCACCUCCAGACGACCCUCCCUCUCCCCCCAGAACAGCAGCACUUACUCCCCCUCUACAGCCUCCCCCGCUGGGCUAGCUAGCCCCGGCAGCGCUGGAGCUGGUGGAGGGAAACGUCCAAAGAAAGGACUUGCAACAGCAAAACAGAGACUAGGAAAGAUUCUGAAAAUCCACCGCAAUGGGAAGCUUCUCCUGUGAGAGGUGCUUCGGGAGAUAUGGACGGAUGGAGGACAGAUGGAUGUAAAUUAAAGAGGACCUGAAAGACAUGACUGCUUUAAGAGAAACUGUUUAUAUUUUUUAAUCUAUAAUUCAAUUUUUUUUCAUCUGGUAUCUUCACCUGCACCUGUCAUUCACUCAUGUUCUCACUCUAUACCACUUUCCAGUCCUUAAUAAUUCAGAAUUGAUUGAAUCUAUAUAGCUGUUUUGUAGCGCUGAAAUAGUCAGCAUUCUACUUUGGUACUCUGCUUUCACAUUUGGUAUUAUUUAUACUUUGAUAUGAAAAAAUAUAUAUAUACACACACACUACCGUUCAAAAGUUUGGAGUCACUUAGAAAUUUCCCGGUUUUUGAAAGAAAAGCAUAUUUUUUUGUCCAUUAAAAUAACAACAAAUUAAUCA